Molecule: messenger RNA, 1089 nt
Organism: Xenopus tropicalis (tropical clawed frog)
Lineage: Eukaryota; Metazoa; Chordata; Amphibia; Anura; Pipidae
Gene: tinf2
Product: TERF1 (TRF1)-interacting nuclear factor 2
Biological process (GO): telomere capping
Cellular component (GO): shelterin complex
Source: RefSeq, marked provisional
AUGGGAGUACAGGGUGAUCGGGAAGCAGGUUCAGCUGAAUCAAGUGUGGACUUUACAGCAGAUCUUGCUGCGGUGACCAGUGCUGUUUGGCAGGUGAUGAGAAGAAGAGAGACACAACACUUUGGGAGAAUAUUGGAGUUCUUGGAAUCAGUCCAUGAGCAAGUACCAGGUCUGCUUUGUUACAAGCACCAUGCAAAACUCAGUGUAGGCCUAAGAGGAAAGAUGGUGCUUGACAUGGUUGAGAAAAGCUGCUCACUGAUGUCAAUUCUGACAGCACUAAACCUCCAUUUUCCCCCAAGGUUACCUGAUGAACCAAAUGCAGUGUUGCGGGACCACUCCAGACUCCAACGGUGUCAUUCACAUUUCCGUAAACUGGUUCUUCGUAUGAUACGGGAUGAGAGGUUCCGAAGGAAUUAUGUGAAGACAAAGCUACACAAUGAAUAUGGGGAAACCUUCAUGGCCAGCUUGGAGAAACUGCUGUGGGAAUUUCUUUACCAGCUACAGACUGUUUUAACUCACCAGCCUUCAGAGAACCCAGAGGAAAGUCUACUAACACAGCUGCCUGGAACCCAGAAACAAGAUAUUUCAAACAACUGGCUCUUUCCAGGAGAUGACCAUACUUCGCCCAGCUGUUCUCUUCUACAGAAUGAGUCACAUCUAAAUUCUUCCAAGUCGCCUGCUAUGUUUACUGUGGGGGAGACGAAAAUGAGGAAAAACCAUAAUUCUGUCACUGUGGAAAAUGGGGAACAAGAUCCUCUUUUACCUACGCAGUGUGAGAGUGAACAGGAUUCUGCUCAGCCAAAGCAAACCUUGAUGGGUUCCAAGGCCUCGCUGCCACAUGUGACUGAUUUUGAGUCUUCUGGAGAUGAAGCAUUACAUAAUAAAAAACAAGUCACUGGUAUUGAGCUUUGUAGUACUGGAACUUUAUCUAAGCCCAGUCUAAAGAGACCACGGUGUAAGACAUCUGUUUUUGAUAUUUUUGGAUGGGAUUGCAGUUUGAGAAUGGAGGUAGAUAGUCAUAGAAACAUAUCUCCUCCAAACCCAUUUCAGUCUCAAGAAAUGGAAACAAUGCUGGGAAAAAAUGUGUGA